Molecule: messenger RNA, 2056 nt
Organism: Propithecus coquereli (Coquerel's sifaka)
Lineage: Eukaryota; Metazoa; Chordata; Mammalia; Primates; Indriidae
Product: gamma-interferon-inducible protein 16-like
Exons: 9
Coding region: 1-1869 (622 amino acids)
Biological process (GO): positive regulation of interleukin-1 beta production; activation of innate immune response; cellular response to interferon-beta
Cellular component (GO): nucleolus
Molecular function (GO): double-stranded DNA binding
Source: RefSeq, a predicted model, not a curated record
AUGUCGCACCGCAGCCCCAGUGUUGUGGGUUCCAAGAAUGGCAUCUCCCAGCCACAGGGCACCAGCACUGGAGGCGACCGUUCAGGGGAGGCGACCGUUCAGGGGCUGGCAGUUGCAAAUAAAAUUAAAUGCUUUCCAGCAGAAGGAACAACCCCCUCAAAAAAGAAGAAGCACAAAGAAGUAGGUCCUGCUACACCUGCACCCACCACAAGCAAGGCUCUCACAUCUGAAGGAGCAGAGAUGACGCCUGAACCUCAGAAAAGAAAAAACACAGCCAAAGGAAAGGAUGGGACCAAAAGGAGUAAGGUGUCUAAGGAGCAGACUCAGCCUCCCUGUCCUGCAGGAGCCGGCACGUCCGCAGCCGUGGGCCAUCCCCCACCUCCCCAGACGUCAUCAGCUCCAUCCAAUGCUUCCCCAACUCAGAGUGGACCCAUGGAAGUGAUGGUGCUGAGAGCAACAGAACCAUUUGUAUAUGAAUUCAAAGAGGAGAAAAAGAUGUUUCAUGCCACAGUGGCUACUGAAAGUCAAUUCUUCCGAGUAAAAGUUUUCAACAUCAAUCUAAAAGAGAAGUUCACUCCAAAGAAGAUCAUUACCAUAUCAGAUUAUCUGGGCCGCAAUGGGUUUCUGGAGGUAUACCCUUUCUCAUCUGUGUCUGAUGUGGGCGCUGACCGAAAGAUGGAGAUCUCAAGCAGGCUGAUUAAAAAUGCCAAUGCAACUCCUAAGAUCAAUCAUCUCUGUUCACAAACUAAAGAAAAAUUUGUGAAUGGGGUGUUUAUGGUACACAAGGUAAAGAAAAAAACAAACCAGAGAAACUAUGACUCCAAGACAUUGAAACUAUCCAAGGAGCAGAGUGAGGCUCCAAAACAUUCAGAGGCCGACACAACCCUGACUCAGAGCCAUCCCCAGACUCCUCAGAUGCCUCCAGCAGCCCCACCCAGCACUUUCUUACUUAAGCAGCCAAAACCACUGGCCAACUCUCAGGUCACCCCUAGAAAAACUGAUCUCCGAAAAGGCCCGAUGGUGGUGAUGGUACUGAAUGCAGCAGAUCCGUUUGCAUAUGAGUCCUCAGAAAAGGAGACAAAAGCAAUGUUUCAUGCUACAGUGGCUACUGAGAAAAAGUUCUUUCAUAUGAAGGUUUUCAACAUCAACUUGAAGAAAAAAUUCACCAGAAAGAGAAAUAUUAUUAUAUCAGAUUAUUUGGAAAAUGACCACCUCCUAGAGGUGAAUGAAGCCUCUUCUGUAUCUGAAGCUGGUCCUGACCAAAAGAUUGAGGUUCCCAACAACAUCAAAAGAAGAGCAAAGGAAACUCUGCCGAUUGAUAUUAUUAAAAAGCAAGCUUCUGGAACUAUUGUAUAUGGAUUAUUUAUGCUACAUAAAAAAAUAGUAAAUAAGAACAACACAAUCUAUGAAAUCCAGGAUAAUACAGGACACAUGGAAGUAGUGGGGAAACGAAAAUGUCAUGAUAUUCCCUGUGAGGAAGGAGAUAAACUUCAACUCUUCUGCUUUCGACUGAGAAAAAAGAAACAGACAUCAAAACUGAUUUCUGAAAUACAUAGUUUCAUCCAGUUUUCAGAAGAUAGGUGUUUUCUUUUGCAGAAAAAUGUGAGGGAUAAAUGCACUUAUUAUGAAAUACAAGAUAAUACAGGGAAGAUGGAAGUAGUGGUGUAUGGACGACUGACCAAGGUCAACUGUGAGGAAGGUGAUAAACUUAAGCUCAUCUGCUUUGAAUUGGCACACACAAGUGAGGAUAACUGGCAGCUGAGAUCCGUAAUUCACAGUUACAUCAAGGUCAUCAAGGUCAGGAAAAACAAUAAAAAAACACUCAAUCCUGAUUCAGAUAUGGAAACUUCACUAGAGUCCUCCUUCUAAAAACCUGGAUGCCAUUGAUAAUGAUGUUUAUGGAGAUAAGAUCCAAGUGCAAAAGAAAAAAAAUAUGUACAGAUACCUGGUGGAAAUACAACACAAUAUAUAUACCAUUAUAUAUAUACCAGCUAUUAAUUCUAGAGUAUGAAUGUUAGGGGUGCUUUUAUACGUUUUAUUGUUUUCUAAAAGCCAU